GCGACGACUCCCCUUGAAAAGGAGGAUUGUAUGACUUUGUGUGGUCCAUGCUGACCAUGCAGAAUGGCAAGAAUAGAACCUCGGGGAUCCGCCGAGCAACCGCUCCAAGGUGUAAUGAUGUGCUUCACUUCAAUCGGCCCGGAGGACAGGAGUCGAUAUGCCGACAUUGCGAUGCAGAUGGGAGCCGAGCACAAGCUCGACUUGACUUCCGACACGACGCACCUCAUUGUCGGUAGUACGGAUACCCUGAAAUAUCAAUAUGUCGCUCGAGAAAGAGAAGAUAUCAAAGUUCUGCGCCCGGAAUGGAUCGAGGCUGUUCGAGACCACUGGAUCAAAGACUUGCCUUUGGACCUCGACGCCCUCACCCUGCAAUAUCGGGUGCCGACCUUGGCCGGCUUGAAGAUAUGCAUUACAGGUUUUGAUGACCUUGCUUUUCGUGCCCAGCUACAGAAGAAUGUCAAGGAAAAUGGCGGAGAAUAUACAGGAGAUCUGACCAAGGAUGUAACACACCUCAUCGCUGCGAAGCCCGAAGGCAAAAAGUACGAAUAUGGUAUGCAAUGGCAGAAAAAGGUUGUCAGCCUCAAAUGGUACAAGGACACGUUGGAAAGAGGCAUGCAAUUGGACGAGCGACUCUAUCAUCCUACCGUUCCUGUCCCUGAACAAGGUCUUGGGGCUUGGAAUCGAAAAGCCCGGCCUUCUCCUCAACUUGGCAAACGCACGAGGGAAGACAAUAUGGGUCCAGAACCGUCUCGAAAGCUCCGGAGAACGGCAAGUGCCAAAUUUGGAAGCCAAACUCAAGAUAUGUGGUCCGAUAUCGUGGGCGGUGCAGGAUUUGAGCCCAAAAGGGCUGAGCGUCCAGAGCUGAAGCCUUCGAUCUCUAUGCCUGCCCUGCGAGACGUUGCUAGACCAUCCAUUGCCACUAGCAAUCACCGAGCCGAGCUCACCAAUGGGGCUCCUGAUCCCAUCACAAAGUCUGGGAGUUUGCGGUUUCUGACUGGUCGCCGGUUCGUAGUAAAAUAUUUCGAAGAGAAGAAGAGAAAACACCUCCAAAAUGUGUUGGUCGAGUACGGUGCGACAAUCUUGAGCGAGGGAGAUGAUCCCGGUGAGAACAAACCUGACAGUAUAUUGGUCAUUCAACCUCAUGAUAUAAGCAAGAAUGGCUCAGCAUCAACCGGACUUGUUGGCGAUGGCUUCCAGGCGGUGUCAGAGUUCUGGCUUGAAAAAUGCAUGCUUGCAAAGGCUUUCAUCGACCCAGGAAGUUACCCGCUUGGGCAGAUACUGACUGGACCCCUGGCAUGUUUGAAAGAUCUGACCAUCAACGCGACCGGCUUCGAUGGUCUGGAAGCCGUGCAUAUCUCCAAGAUCGCCACAUUGCUGGGGGGGAAUUACUCGCAGAUGUUUACUGAAGGGGUGUCCAUACUGGUCUGCAAGGCUGGCAAUGCCAAAAAGGACAAGCUUGAUCUGGCACAGCACCUGGGCAUUCCCGUGGUUAAUGAGGAAUGGUUGUGGUCAUCGAUCAAGAAUCAGACCAGAGCAAGUGUGGAAAGCUACCUUCUGAGGCAAGCUCGUCCGCGUAUAGCGAACAGUGAGAGGCCGGCGGACAAAAGGAGCGUCUUGAAAGACUAUGUCGAAGUGAGCACGAUUCCUCUCCCACGAAACGCCGGCGACCACAGAGCGAACCACCCGUCUAAACCAGUUGGCAAUGGAACACAUGAUGGUGUCGCGCCUGAGAUUCCGGUGGAAAAGUCACAUCCUGAUCCAAACGUCCAGCAGGAACCGGCAGAGGAGAUACAUGGACAAGCUAAAGAAGGACCAUUUGCUUCUAGUAGCGCGAGUGGUGCCUCGGGACGAAGUGAGAACAAAGAACGCUCAUAUGACAACGGGAACUGUCCACUCCGGGUAUUGUCUCCGAAUGGCAGAAACACACGUUUGGUGAACAACCGACCCUUGAUCCAAACACUGGACAGUACCUUGACAAUGGAUGAUUCGACAUCAAAAGAGAACGCUCCGGCGCCCAUCAAAACUGGUGCGCGGGCUGAAGUCCAAAGCAAAACCACAGAUAUUGAAGCAAUCAAUGGUGCCAUUCGAGACAUCCUGAACGAGCACUCCCGAAAGAAAUCUGCUGGCACCAAUCAAACUGAUCCACUGAAAAAGAAGAACAGGUUGUUCGGGCGAGCGCUGAGCAACCUGUCCAAUUCGUCAACGGCUUCGAAUGUGAGGUGCUCAAGAGCCAGUUCUGUUGACAGUAUCAACACGGACGGGAUUGGUAGCGAGAUUGUUACCAUGCAGUCAGUCGAGACGCAGAGCGGUGAGAGCACAUCUACAGCUGAGAAAGGCACCUUCAACUUCACUGGCCGGGCAAAGCGGGCUCUGGCUGCACUCAAAUCAGCUCCAUUGGAGAUGGACGAUCCGGACAUGCCCAGAAAUGUCGGUUUCCCAACAGAGCAGGAUGCGGCACCACCCAUGACGCAGCUAGGUUAUGAAGACCCCGAAGAGGCAAUCUUGUUGCGGGAGAAACUGGCUGCAUCGAGAAAAAAGGGAUCGGGAAAGGACAGGGCAAACGAAGAAGAUGAGGAAGCUCCACCUGCGAGGCGACUGAAAUCCGCGAACCGGAAGAUUCGAGACGAUGAUUUACUUGCAAGUGUCAAUGCCGGAUGGGGUGCUGGAAAACGGACUAGGCAUAAGCAACGAAGUCCUCCGGGUCAAGGAAUCAAGGACUUUUGAAUGCUCAAUGCUGCUCCUUGUUUACCUUUCUGGUCUUGUGCAGAAAUGUGUGCGGUCGGUAUUUGGCCGUUAUUGAACAAUCAAAAAGUCUUGACGUGAUUUCAUUUGUCC
Molecule: messenger RNA, 2835 nt
Organism: Cladophialophora immunda
Lineage: Eukaryota; Fungi; Ascomycota; Eurotiomycetes; Chaetothyriales; Herpotrichiellaceae
Exons: 4
Coding region: 64-2724 (886 amino acids)
Biological process (GO): mitotic DNA replication checkpoint signaling; DNA replication initiation; mitotic G2 DNA damage checkpoint signaling
Source: RefSeq, a predicted model, not a curated record